AUGACAAAGUCGGGGCUUGUAGGCAGCUUUAAAGCCGCUCUGAAAAGGCCCUUCCAGAAUUUGAACACCAUUGACAGGAUUGUACAAGCCCUACGGUUAACGAGUUCGCUGAUGGUCAUCAUACUCGGUUUGGUAUCGACCAUAGGCGCGGUUGCAUACCCUGAUACGCUCUACGCUGCAAAAUUCACGACUGCCCGUGAUCGAAUAGCCAACGGUUUGUUCAAGAUGCUGAGCAGCAACGUUGGGCCUGUGGAUGGGCUGGGUCUGACUUCGUCGGAGGUGGUAAUAUUGACGCAAUACACUUCCUCGCGUGUUCAAGAUGUACCUGCAUAUGUGCUGAGCGGCGUUUAUGGAUUGUGUCGUGUGUCCUCUGUGGUGCCGGAGCAGCCGACGGAUAACUGUACUUGCACGACCCUGGGAGAAGGCUACGUUUUGGACUACAGAGAAUUGCUGCGGGACAUUGGGCUUAAUAUUGUUUUGGAGUAUACAUAUCGGAACCGCGACGGCGCGAUUCGGGACAGCGAUGGAAGGCAUGACGACUCUCCUGGAGUGCGUAGUUCCACAGACGAUAGUACUUAUCGGAUGCCCGACUAUAUUUCGCAUAUGGAGCAUGUCAGCAAAACCAAACGACAGAUGAUCCAGAUGCUGUAUGCAGUCAUGGUCUUGGAGUUUCUGUCUCUAGUAGGCAUGUUUCACUACUAUUCAAUUAAGGGAAAGAUGCUCUCCACAUACAGGGAAAGGGCGAUGGUUCACCUACUUUCCCUAACAAGUUUAGUCAUAUUGAAUUUGUCUUUGGUAGCGGUAAUAAAACUGGUGUUGCUUUUCAAGGCAUUCCAAAACCAGGUUACUAAAGAGCUAAAAGAAUUUGGUUUUGCAUAUGAACUGGGUGGGAAUUGGUUUAUAUGUCUUGGUACACUUGUCGGCUUCUCUUUCGUUUCAUUUUUGGUGUGGACAGGCCUUGAAUGGUGUAUUAUGGACCCGGACAGCGGCGUACAGAAGAUAUCAAAUAUGCAGAUGAGUGUAGCUACAACGGCUGUGCCCGGUGGGUAUGCGCAGAAGGUCAAUAAUACCACUCUGGAUGAUCCGCUGCCACAAACCACUUUACUCCGCGUAGAGGAGCCCACUCCGCCUCCGCAUUCCUCAGUUAAGCAUUUGUCCGUUCCUAUAGCGCCCCCGUCAUAUCCGCCAGGCAUGUCUUCAGCCAGUGACGUUUCGCUAGGAAGUUCGCCUCGGGUGAUGGUCGCGGCGUCAACAUUUAAAUUUUAG
This is a messenger RNA of Eremothecium gossypii ATCC 10895, 1266 nucleotides long. RefSeq names its product Ecm7p (gene ECM7). The coding region runs from base 1 to 1266 and encodes 421 amino acids. The record is from RefSeq and is marked provisional. Gene Ontology annotation, cellular component: cell cortex of cell tip; plasma membrane. Gene Ontology annotation, biological process: fungal-type cell wall organization. The transcript has a single exon. NCBI's taxonomy places the organism in Eukaryota, Fungi, Ascomycota, Saccharomycetes, Saccharomycetales, Saccharomycetaceae.